Molecule: messenger RNA, 3004 nt
Organism: Sesamum indicum (sesame)
Lineage: Eukaryota; Viridiplantae; Streptophyta; Magnoliopsida; Lamiales; Pedaliaceae
Product: oligopeptide transporter 1
Biological process (GO): transmembrane transport
Molecular function (GO): oligopeptide transmembrane transporter activity
Source: RefSeq, a predicted model, not a curated record
UGCAGCACUCAAUCCGUGAACCUAAAAGAGAUUCCACCAAAAUCUUGGUUCAUUCAAACCUUGAUACACACACACACACACACACACUAUAUUCGUUCUCAAGAAACAUGCAAGUCAGAAUAUCGUCCAGAUUUCAAACCAUAUUCAUAGAGAUCAAGGGUCAAAAUUGCGUAGCGUGAAUAUAGGCAACUCCUCAUCGUAAUUUGGACAGUAUUAACAGCCAUUAAUGGAUUCCGUAAAUGGAGGUGGUCCAGUAUAAAUGACCCAAGAACUCCGCCAUUUCCUUCGAGGGAUAUAUAUCAUUUGGUGCUUAAUUUGGUCGCCGGAGUGUGUAUAUACAUAUAAAAUCAUAGAGCCAUAGAUGGCCGGCGGCAAUGAUGAACCAGACCACAAAGGCGACGGCGAGUCGCCGGCGAAGCCUCACACGAAUCUUGUCAUCUCCGAGGUGGAGGAGAACGAAAACAGCCCGAUAGAGCAGGUCCGGCUGACGGUGCCGGCGACUGAUGAUCCCUCGCUGCCGGUGCUGACAUUCAGGACAUGGUGCCUUGGCCUAAUUUUCUGCGUGGUGUUGGCGUUCUUGAACCAGUUCUUCAGUUACCGCCAGAACGCCCUCUUCAUUUACCCUGUGACUGCACAAAUUAUUACUCUCCCAUUAGGAAAGUUCAUGGCAAGAGUCCUGCCGACUAGAAAGUUCACCGUGCCGUUGGUGAAAUGGUCGUUUUCAUUGAAUCCAGGGCCUUUUAAUCUGAAGGAACAUGUCCUGAUCAGCAUAUUUGCAAACUGUGGUUCUGCCGGUGUAUACGCUGUUUCUAUCAUAACCAUUGUCAAGGCAUUUUACCGCCGGCAGCUCCACCCGCUUGCUGCUUUUAUGCUGGCUCAAACUACACAGAUGCUUGGAUAUGGAUGGGCUGGUAUAUUUAGGAGAAUCUUGGUAGACUCACCCUACAUGUGGUGGCCUGAAAACAUGGUUGCAGUGUCUCUAUUCAGAGCACUACACGAGGAAGAUGUAAGGCCUAAGGGAGGGCUGUCACGUCUGCAAUUCUUUCUAGUUGUGUUUGUUUCAAGCUUUGCAUACUACCUAGUUCCAGCCUACCUAUUCCCAUCAAUAUCUUCCAUUUCUGUGCUGUGUUUGAUCUGGAAGAACUCCGUAUUCCCACAGCAACUGGGAUCAGGUCUGCGUGGGAUGGGGAUUGGGUCAUUUGCCUUGGACUGGUCAGCAAUUGUGAGCUUCGUAGGCAACCCCAUAUCUUCUCCUGGAUUUGCCAUCAUUAACACCCUUGUUGGUUUUUUCCUAGUCAUGUAUGUGAUGUUGCCAUUGACUUACUUCAACAAUGUUUUCGAUGCCAAGAAGUUCCCAAUCUUCUCAUCCCACACGUUUGAUCACUAUGGCAAUCCUUAUAACAUCUCACGUGUUCUCAACCCCGAGACAUUCAACCUUGACAUGGCUGGCUAUGAAGGAUACAGCAAACUGUACCUUAGUGUUUUCUUUGCAUUCACCUAUGGCCUUGGAUUUGCUUCCCUCUCUGCUACCAUUACACAUGUUGCACUUCACCAUGGGAAAACAAUUUGGUCAUUGUGGAGCAAAGCAAAGAGCAGCCUGAACCGGAAAAUGGAUGUGCACACAAGAAUUAUGAAGAAGAACUAUGAGCAAGUGCCAGAGUGGUGGUUUGUCAUUAUUCUUGUUGUAGUUUUCUGCCUUUCACUGGUAGCUUGUGAAGGAUUUGACAAACAGCUCCAACUCCCGUGGUGGGGGCUUAUAAUGGCCUGCAUAAUGGCUCUCUUCUUCACUCUACCCAUUGGCAUAAUACAAGCCACCACAAACAUGCAAAUAGGACUAAACAUUAUCACUGAGAUGAUCAUCGGUUACAUUUACCCCGGACGGCCUCUUGCUAAUGUUGCUUUUAAGACCUAUGGCUACAUAAGCAUGGCACAAGCACUCGGUUUCCUUAGUGAUUUCAAAUUAGGCACUUACAUGAAGAUCCCUCCCAAAUCCAUGUUCAUUGCACAGUUAGUGGGAACGAUAGUUGCAUCCUCUGUCUAUUUUGGCACGGCUUGGUGGUUGCUCACAAGUAUCAAGCACAUUUGCGACCCACAUAACCUACCAGAGGGGAGCCCCUGGACUUGCCCAGGUGAUGAUGUGUUCUACAAUGCUUCAAUCAUAUGGGGGGUCAUUGGGCCGCUCCGGAUGUUCACUAACCUUGGUGUUUAUGGAAGCAUGAACUGGUGGUUCUUGGUUGGGGCUGUUUUGCCCGUACCUGUUUACCUGCUGGCUCGUAAAUAUCCAGAGAAGAAAUGGAUCCAGUUGAUCAAUGUGCCCCUCAUCUUAGGAUCCACAAUGUCCAUGCCACCAGCCAGGGCAGUGAACUUCAUAAUGUGGGGUGCUGCAGGCAUCUUCUUCAACAUAUAUAUCUAUAGGGUCCACAAGAAAUGGUGGGCUAGACAUGCUUACAUCUUGGCUGCAGCGCUUAAUGCUGGAAUUGCGUUCAUGGGAGUUUUGCUCUAUUUCACACUGCAAAUGUACGAUGUGGCUGGUCCGAGUUGGUGGGGUUUGGAUGCUGAUGAUCACUGCCCUCUGGCACAGUGCCCCACAGUGCCCGGUGUGAAUGUUGAAGGGUGCCCUGUUCUCUGAGAUGUAGCGAUGCUCACAAGGAUCACAUGAUUGGUCUUGGCAGUUUUUAUUCAUGUAAAUAGCUUGGGUUUAGUAGUUUCUAGGGUUAUGACUAAUAAUGCCUUGUCUUUAGGGCUAUACACAGUUGAUUAUGUCCGGGACCAUGACAGGAAUUUAAUUUUUUACAGCAUUUGAUCGUUUAAGAAGGGUUAGUAAAUCGUAUUAGUUUAUUGCUUUAUUUGUAUAAUGUGAAAAAUUGUUGACUAAUGUUUCUGUAAAUGUAAUAGGUAUUUCUCGCUCUCUGCUGUACAGUAUAGGCUCUAUAUUGAGGAGUUGAGUUCCAACCCGAGUUCUGACAAGUACAUUGAGUAAAUAUCAUAAUAAGCCACGUAAUCU